Messenger RNA from Gordionus sp. m RMFG-2023, 4968 nucleotides. RefSeq lists its product as uncharacterized. NCBI's taxonomy places the organism in Eukaryota, Metazoa, Nematomorpha, Gordioida, Chordodea, Parachordodidae. The coding region runs from base 136 to 4800 and encodes 1554 amino acids. The transcript is spliced from 32 exons. The record is from RefSeq and is a predicted model, not a curated record.
AAAUUUUUUCAAAAUAUAAUUUUAUUAUAAAUCUUUUUUAAAAAAAUUUAUUUUUAUUUGUUUGAAUUGUUAAUGCUUUUUACCUUGUCUUCCGCACUCAAAAUAACACAUUUACCAAAAAAGAACCUCCUUUAAAUGGCACCAAAGAUGUUAAGAUACUUGCUUUUGUCAUUGGCAUUGGUACAACUGAUAGCUAGUCACAAUCAGGAUAAUUAUUAUGACGAGGAAGACGAUUAUCAGUACGAUGAUGACGAUAGCAACCCUAGUGCACAAGCGUUAUCUAAAAAAGGUCAUUAUCAAUACAUUGAUGAAUAUUCUGAUGCGCAAGCAUUAUCUAAAAAAGACCAUUUUCAGGACGAUGAUGACUAUCCUAGUGCGCAAGCGUUAUCUAAAAAAGACGAUAUCAUGAAUGAAGGUUCCCUUGUUGCGACUAUGUACAACGAAGGAAUCGGCUAUUUCUUAUCAUGUAAUGACAAAGUAUUGAGAGUAGCAUUAACCUUUCAGAACCCAUUUAGUGGAUAUAUAUAUUCACUAGACAGGACCGAUAAGUGUACAAACAAAGGCUCUGCAAGUAAGGUGAUCGAAAUGACUUUUGAUCUAGGAAAAUGUGGAGUGAAAAAGAACGGAAAUCUUAUGGAGACAACUAUAAUGGUUGAUUUUGAGAACUUAAAUCCAGGAUAUAAAGAUCAAAAUAAACUACUGAAUCUUAGUUGUCAGAUUGACCACGCCAAAGGACUUAAAUUUAGAGGAGGAGAUUCCAAGUCCGAAGCCGUAUUACCUGAACGAAACCCAAAUCAUCCACAAAUCAAAAACUUGUGUAGCAAAAGUGGAUUCGACUUGUCGCUGCAAUUCGAAACCAAAUUUGUUGGAAAUAUAUACACAAGUACAAACUUGGGCACCUGUGCUUACAAUAGCAAAAAUAACAAAGAAAUAGACCUCGUUAUACCUUACGAAUCUUGUGGAUCCUAUAAAAAGAAUCAGUACACAUUCAAUAUGUUGGUUGUUGAAUCUACCGCCAUAAACGCUGGUUUCAAAUAUUUUUACAACCUAGGUUGCCAACCCACUACCCAAUUGUCCAUAGAUUCCAUUAAACUUCCAACGUUUUCAUCAAAAGUGUCGGAGAAAAGCUUUAUAUGCGGUGCUGAUAAGGUGGUUGUAAAAUUGACAUUUUCAACACCUUUCAAUGGGAAGAUUGUGACAGUACAAAAUCAGAAAACAUGCUCGUACAUAGGUAAAGGCGAAAAGAAAGUUGUAUUCGAUUUGAACCUUAAUGAAUGCGCGUUUACCAAAUCAGGUGACCUUAUUUCCCAAACAUUGGCAGUAGAUUAUAAUAACGGAUUUACCGAUUUUAUUGGUUUCGAGUGUUAUGAACGCAAGUUGGAGAAUAUUACUUGGAUCAAUCAACAUGAGUACAAACUCAAGAUCUUUCCUAAAAUAACGUAUAUGUGCUUGGCCGACGGUAUUAAGGUAAAUAUAAAAUUCGAAAGCCCUUUCACCGGAUUUAUAAAAUCCCUCGGCAGUGAUUGCGAUAUUCCUGUCGACAAAGGAGGCAUAAUCAAUUUGGAUUUAGACUAUACUAGAUGCGGUACUCGUAAGAUUGACAAUACAUUCUUGAAUACAUUGCUAAUUGGUUGCAAUGGUAUCGCUCUAUCUUUUGAUGUUAAAUGCAAAAAAAUUAUCCAUUCCAUGACCAUUUAUGAAGUCAAUAAAAUGCUAAUCGAAACAAAGCAGACGGUUCAAAAAGCUCAAGUGUAUGGUGUUUGUAUCAACAAGGGAAUGAAAAUAUAUAUCAAAUUCGAAGCUCCGUUCUCAGGGAAAAUAUAUACGGUGGCUUCUAAAACCGGGAGAAUAGCCUGUGACAUCACAUUUAAAAAUGCUAAAGCCAAAACUGUAUUGAUUCCUUUUGAUAGAUGUGGCACUAAAAAUGAGGACGGUUUGUAUAGAAAUACUAUAAUAAUUCAAUCAGAUACGUAUACAUUGUGGAAGUCGGUUUAUUCAUUUUUCUGUAAAGAACCUGAAAAACUACCAAGUGAAAUCCCUGAAAGUGUAGUGAAAAAGAUAUUAGAUGGAUUUGACACAAAAAAUUUUGCAAGCAUGGGAAAUGUGAUAAAUACUAUAUCGGUUUCCCAGCCAUAUGAAGCAAAUAUUCUUUGCAUCGGCAAUGAGAUUCAGGUCGUUUUCCAAUUUUAUAAACCCUUUAGUGGUAAUAUAUACUCGAAUUACAAUGUAAAAAAUUCACAAUGCACCAAAGAAAUAAAGGCAAAAACCCACGUUACUGCAGGGUUUAAACUGGAGACUUGUGCAACAUUAGAAGAUUCCUUGUAUUACAAGUACAACAUUACCCUUAGUUAUUCACAGAAUGAGUUAUCUGGUGGAUACAAACUAUAUUAUUCAGGACAAUGUGCCAUAUUGAAAGAGUUUCCAACUAAAAAUGGAGAAUUUCCAGGUAAUAAAAUAGGCAAAAUUCCUGGUCAUAAAAAAGGCGGAUUUCCAGGUCAUAAAAAAGGACUUCCAGGUAUUAAAAAAGGCGAAUUUCCAGGUCAUAAAAAAGGCGAAUUUCCCGGUCAAAAAGGAAAAAUCCCUAAAGGCAAGAUUGGUGAAACUCCAAGUGUAAAUGAAAUCCCGGAGAAUGAAGGGAUGACGGAAUCAACAUUACCUAACACGACUUGGAAAGGCAAAAAAACAAAGAAAACUCCGAUAAAAAUUACAGAAACUAAGGUUAAAACUCCCAAAAUACGACCAGAUAAAAUUAAAAAAAUCAAACAACCUCACCAGGUUGAAAAAACUUUGGGACCAGAUGUGAUAGAAGAAGAAAAUGAAACGACGAAUAUACCCGGAUGGAAUAAAGCAGGGACACCAGAGAUAGUUAUGAAUGGAGGAGUCGAAACAUUCGCAUCGCCAAAAUUUAAUCAGGGUACGCAAGUUCCCAUUGGUGGUAAAAAUAAACAAAUUUCUAAUAAACCAUCUGAGCAGGUUCCAUUAGAUAAAGGAGUUGAAGGCUUGUCAAAUCAAAAUACCCUAUCAUCUCCAAAUAUCGAUAAUGUUGAAAUAGAGAAAAGCUCAUCAAAAGUUUUGAAACCUUCAGAAGGACUAAAAAUAGUAACAAACCGCAUUCCAUCUAAAAUAUCUCAUCCCCCGGGGGUGAUUCCUCCUGGAAACGCUGGCGAAAAUGAGGAAAUUAAUGAAUCAAGCUUAGGCUCAGCGUUGCCCCAUCACGAACAAAUUACACCUAAAAUUAAAAUGUCAACUAAAGUCCCUCAAAAAGAAAAUUGGGCAAAAGUUAAAGUUCCUAAUAUAGGUGGAGAGAGAGAAUCAAACUUAGGCUCAGAAUCGUCCCAGCGAGAACUAACACCUGAAAUGAAAGAGUCUACUAAAGUUCCUAAAGGAAAUGGGAAAAAAGUUAUAGGAGGUCAUGAUACAGAAGGGAAUUACAUGAACGAAGGUGAGGGGGGUAAAAAUUACACUUACACAGGUAAUGCUCAACAUACUAAAGGUAGAGAAGAUAAGAUAUCCACAAUGACAGGGGGUAUUGUUCCAGGUGUAAAUCAAGUAGGUACCGGGGGUGUUGAGGGUGAAGGUGGCGUAAAAGGUAAUAUAAAAAUAGUAGGCGGAGUCAACUCAGGAGAUAUGGGUCAACAACAGGGUGGCGCCGCGGGAUCAGGAGAUAUGGGCACUAAAAGACACGGAGAAACUGGAACUGAAAGUGAAACUGGUUCUAGGAAAUAUAAGAAAAUGUGGGGAACAGGAGAUAGGCCUGAAGGUUUUUAUGAUAUUAACGGGACUGAUAUGGAAGGAUCAUUAAAUGAAGGAGAAAACUUGUAUGAACGAACAGUCGAAUAUUCCGAAAGCCAAUAUGUAACAAUACCAUACGAAAAACUUACUCCCAAAAAUAACGUCGCAUAUAAGAUUAAUUGCAAGUCUAAUUCUGUUGCGUUGAGUUUUAUGUUCCAGAAGGCAUUUGUAGGGAAAAUAUAUGAUGUAAAUCAUACAUGUGAAAAACUUAUUAGCAAAGAGAAAAUAUUACUUUGGGAAGUUAAACAUGGAACGUGCGGUUUGAACAAGAUUAAUAAUACUUACAAGGCUGAUAUAAUCAUUGAGUAUCCAAAAGACAUGUUUAAAACUUACGUCAACUUAAUGCAAUUUUAUUAUACCUGUACCUAUGGAAUUACGAAAAAAAUGAUGGAGGCACUAGCCAGACCUAAAGUUACUAUGAAAUGUGGUGCCCAACAAUUUCAAUUGACACUUACCUUCUUAAAACCAUUUUAUGGCAACAUCACUACCGAAAAAGGGUUGUGCUCAACUGAAGUACUUGGGAAAACUACAUUCUCUUUACAAUAUGAUUUGCUAUCUUGCGGAACCGUUAAGCAUAAUGACAAUUACACAAACACGCUUUACGUGAGAUACAAAACUGGACAAGUUCAAACUUCAAAAAUGUACUGUCGCGUCACCUAUUUCAAAAUUAAAAAAGAAAUCAGCUAUCCGCGCAGUGUUGAAACUAAUUGUCGAGAAGAUGGUUUCUCCGCGAAAUUUGACCUUGGUUUGGUUUUAAAUUUAACUGUCAAUACAAGAGGUGACGAAAGAGUACCCAGUUGCUCCCAUAACUUUUUCAAUCAAAAGAAAAUAGUUGCCGACUUUCUAUAUAAGGAUUGCACAUCUAUAAAACGAAAUGAAACUACCUCGAUUGCGAUUGUUGAUCUAAGAUACCAAAACGACGCCCAACUAAGAACUUACACUCUUACUUGUUUUACCAAAGAAUGUAAAGAAGUGUGCCCUGGAAGAUUGGAUAGAAUAAGUUUUUAAAUGAAAGGACUAGAAAAAGAUAUGAAGGAAGCGAGCUGACAACUUUUAUCACUUUAAUUAUAUUUAUUUAUAUUUCUGAAUAAUUGUUUUUAUAAUCAAAUGCUCAUAGUUAUUAUAUUAUUUUCAAAAGAUUUUUAAUUAAUCAAUAAAAAAUGUUAAUUUUUUAAA